Molecule: messenger RNA, 4866 nt
Organism: Mizuhopecten yessoensis (Yesso scallop)
Lineage: Eukaryota; Metazoa; Mollusca; Bivalvia; Pectinida; Pectinidae
Product: neuronal acetylcholine receptor subunit alpha-10-like
Exons: 10
Coding region: 726-2174 (482 amino acids)
Biological process (GO): regulation of membrane potential; monoatomic ion transmembrane transport; nervous system process
Cellular component (GO): postsynaptic membrane; neuron projection; synapse
Molecular function (GO): transmembrane signaling receptor activity; acetylcholine-gated monoatomic cation-selective channel activity
Source: RefSeq, a predicted model, not a curated record
UCCGGGUAACAGAUGCGGCCAAGAGUCGCUUCUGAUCCGUCUUACCUUACAAAUCGGCGAAUCUGUUUCUGUCCUGGUGCACUAUUUCUAACAGUUUAAUUGCUGUAUGAUAUUCCUCCGCAUCACGUUCUGGGUAUCAUAUACAACCCUGAGUCGGCCAGUAAGGCGUAUGGAUACGGAGGAUCAGCCUAAUUGUAUUUUGGAUUAUAAAUGACUGUUUUUCAAUACGCUCUAACAUCUGUUUCAUGACGUCGUCAGUGAAUCCCGAAUUUAAAUUGCACGUGCGGGAUUAGUGUUCGACGCUUAAAACAUCGAUUCGGAGACUAAAAGAAUACGUAUAUCGGGGAACCGGGUGAAGGGGUAUCGGACCUGCGGAAUCAAGGUAAAGUCUUACCUGUUCAACUAGCUCCGCGGGCGCAAAAACCAACGGAGGAGACUUAAUAUUGAGGAAACACACAAGGAAUACUGUAUAGCCGACGCCUUUUAGCUGGUCGACAGACAUGUCUCCGACAUCGACCACACAUACGUGACUGAGCCAAACACAGAAUGGCAACUCUCCUGUGAUUGAAGAUAAAAACGGUGACCUUGAAGUCACGCAGCUUUGCUAGCUGGGUGACCGUGUCCAGUUUUGGAUUUAUUUGAGAUUUCGGAACUGAGUGACUGAGACUAGAUGUACAGUUGGAGCCGGAACGUGAAUUUGCCCGACUGCGUGCCUGCGGAACACGAUGACAACGAUGACAGCCAUGAUUGGAGGCCAUUUUUGUGCAAUCUUCAUGCUAAUAGCGGGUUUGGACCUCGUUCUGAGCGACGUUCACGAGUAUCGUUUAGUACGAGAUUUGCUUAAGAAUUACGAGAAGAGAAUCAUGCCGUCCCAGAAUAGUUCUAAACCUUUAAAUGUUAAGUUUGGUGUGGCGCUGGCCCAGAUAAUAGAUGUGGAUGAGAAGAACCAAAUAAUAACCACGAAUUGUUGGCUAAAUUUGGGAUGGCUCGAUUACAUGCUGAAGUGGGACCCAAAGAAGUAUAACAACAUCGACGUUGUCCGGAUACCCUACUCAGACGUGUGGAAACCCGACAUAUUGCUCUAUAAUAAUGCUGAUGUGGGGUCAUCGCUAUCGUCAGUCAGUACGAAUGUUAUCGUCACGCCGGACGGCAAUGUCACGUGGUUGUCCAUGUGGAUAUUUAAGAGUUCGUGUUCGAUGGAUGUGCGAUACUUCCCUUUCGACGUCCAGAAUUGUAGUAUGGAAUUCGCUUCUUGGACUUUCGAUAAUAUGAAGCUGAAAAUGGUGAAAAUGGGGGAGAACGGGGAUCUAACUAAUUAUAUCCCGAGUUCGGAGUGGGAGCUGAUAAUGUUUAGUUACAACCUACAUCCCGUUAACUUCUCGUGCUGUCCCGUCCCGUAUGACUUUAUGAAAUAUUACAUCGUGCUGAAGAGACGGCCAUUAUUCUACCUGUUUAACAUGGUGAUGCCGUGUAUACUGAUCACCCUGGUGGCCCUCCUGGGAUUCUACAUGCCCUCGGACUCGGGCGAGAAAAUAUCUAUGGGGAUUACCACGUUGCUGUCCAUGACAGUCUUCUUGAUGAUCGUGGCUGAACGACUGCCUCCUGUGUCAGACGUGGUACCCCUCAUAGGGUUGUAUUACGGCAUUACCAUUGCCAUCGUCUCCUUCGCCACUGCCAUGAAUGUGUUCACGUUGAACAUCCACCACAAGGGUUCCCGAGGGUUUGAGGUUCCCGUGUUACUCAAGAAAGUUUGUUUUGGCAUCUUUGCUCGGAUGUUGUUCAUCAAGCUGGACCUACCGGAGCCACCGCCGGAACCUGGCAUGGAGAAAGUUCCACAAGGAGAAUACUACAAAUUUGACAAAUUCGAAACAGAAGUUCCACCUGAAAAUGGUGGGGUUUCACCACGGUUCACCAGACGCUUGAACGUAGCAAACAGCGACUAUUGUGAACGACAGUUUGUGCGGGUAUUGCAAAAAGUGAAUUGGACUAUUGAACGGAAUGAGAUGCGUUUAGCGGACCAAGAUCGGAAAGAUUUCAUAAAACUUGAGUGGCAGCAGGUGGCGCUAGUGAUAGAUCGGACAUUGCUGGUUUGCUUCCUUAUCCUCAUGUUCGCUGUGACGCUUUCCAUCCUGGUCCCGCCUGACGAUGGACUCGGGGGUCUUAGGGGUAACUGAGUGUAAAGCAUAUUACAUGACAAUGCAUAUAUAUGUAUGUAUGUAUAAUUUCCCGUAUGAAUUCAUUUCCAUCAAUUUUUUUCUUUCAGUCGAUAUAGUGUUCGAUAGAGUGUAUAACCCCAUUUCAAAGUAUGAAACGGAAGUAUGCGCAUGCGUGUACGACAUUUCAACGCCUGGACGUCGGAAACAACAUUGUGGUAUUAUUCCCAACUUGAAUACUGCAGCGUAAGACAAACACUUUACCCGAAAACACAACCCGUCACUUACGAAAGCCGAGUAUUCAACAAACAGCAGCAAACAGUCUGCCAACCGUACUAUGGACACUUAGAGCAUUAAAUUAUUUCAAAAAGCUUUUGGAAAGCCAUCUCUUGAAAAACGUUUUCGAAAACCCUAUCACGUCUUGGUAACCGCGUUCAAACUAGACACUCCCAAAUAAGCUAUAUCGUCAUAAUUGGGAUGGCGUUUAGAAAAUCAUAGCUCUAACCUGGCUGAUACCGGGCUAUAAUAUUGGUGUACCGAGUACGCUAGUUAUAUAUCACUGGUUGUGUAUGGAAGUCCAGUGAUCAUUAUCACAUAGCGAUCGAUCGAUGAACAAAGUCGUUCCAUUUGGGUCUAUUUGCAAAAUUCUAAUAUAAUAGAGCAGCAUCAUGGACACAAAAAAACAAAACUUAUCCAACAGCUGGUCCUCGUCCUGUCAUAACAGUGACAUUUGUUUUAAAACUGUCGAAUCCCACACCUGAGCCAUAUUCAGAAACCGUCCCCACAAUUAAAGUUAUCAACGCAUUUGUCUUGUAGCUCGUCGAGGCAUGGUACUGGUACUCAACUUGAAUACAUUAAAAUAAAACAAGAUUUGUUUUUCUCUCUCUCUCGUUUGAAUACAGAAUUGAGCUAACAGUUAUAUUUUAUUCGUAAUUAGUCCAAUCAAAAUUACCCAUCGGUAUAUUCAACUCUACUCCAACUGGCUAUUAUGGUUUCCGUGUGAUCUGGUAAAGCAGCUUCUGCUUCAGAUUUUACACGUAAAUAAGCGUUAGCAUGCUAACUGUACACUAUAUAAUAGUCGAUAUCAUUACGGCAGGCCUUCAUUAAGAAAGAUUGAAAUGCCAAAUCAUUUCGUUACUAAAUUUACUGAAUAGUUUACUGGAGUUAUCACUGGAACAUUUAAUAAUUGUACAAUUAGUGCUAAUAUGUAUUUGUUAUCAUUACAAAACAGGUAAUGCUCUGCCGUAAGAGUAGCAUUUACGUGUGAUGUAUCUAGACGCUAACGGAUUUUUAUACAGAUAACUCAUCUAUCACACGUUAAAUUAUUCCACUCCAAAUGUUGUUCAUCUCUUUGCCAAUGUCAACUUGUAAAUGUAAAAUCGAUAAGCUUUCACAACAAACAGGUUUAAUAGGUGUGGGUAGUUUAGUGCUACAGUAAUGCAAUACGUACUUGAUUACUUACCAGCCGAAAAACAUCGCUCUUCAACGCCGACAUCAUUUAAUGUGUUAUUGUGCUGUGUAAGAUGUCGCUUGUAUGUAGCUACUAAUUAUGGUUUGUUUAUUUUCCCGUGUAUAUUGCCUGUGUAAAAUGAGUUUCCCGACGCGACAAAACAAGAGGAUGCUAAUUCCCGGUAAUUACCGUGAAUGUGUAGACCGUAUGGAAAGGCCAUAGAGUCGGCCUCAAUAUGACGGUAAACACCUUACUAUCAACACCAAUGUAUACGUGGUCAGUGGAGCGAAACUAACGUGAGUAGCAGUAAUGUUGACGUUGUCUUCUACAAGUAUUGUGUGAGCAUUGAAACGCGUAUAAACAUGUUAACGUCCAUACACAAAGUAGUGCGUAAACGCGUAUAAACAAUUUAAUGGCCAUACACAAAGUAGAAAGUCCGCUAAAACACCGAAGAAAUGCAACUGUAUGUACUCCACGGAAACACAUGCAAAGGACAUCGUUUUUGGCAACCUCUUUUUGAGUACGAAAAGGCGGAGAUUGCUGCUGCUAACAGAUUACAAAACCUAGGUUUAAUGAACUUCAUACAAAAAUAGAAGAUAUAUAUUUUUGUAUGUCAGCAAUAUUUUCCAUAGAACUUAUUACGUUGUAAAAUUGCAAACUUUGAGAAUGUACAGUGCCAGUGGGUAAUAAUGGCAUCUCCGCUGUAUCCCCAGGCCUAUAAUAAACCGGGCACCAGGAUAUAUGAAGACUAUGAUGUUGCAUUUUGUCUUAAGCGUAAAAAAGAGUUUCAAUUCAAUAUACGAAACACAAUUAAUAGGAGUCGUAAAGCAGCAUGUCUGCUAUUUUAAGCAAAAGAAGUGUCUAAUUAGGAAUGUUAAUCUUUUUCCUUACCAUUAAUUCUUUCGUAUUUUUUGUGUUAAAGGAUUUAUUUACUUUUUCAAUUAGUAGAAUAUGCAUAUAUGUAGCUUUUGAAAGUUGGGGCUUUUUGUAUUAGAUACAAAGUGACUCCGCACUGACGGUGUGUGAAGAUUUUUACUGGCCUAGCGGGAAUGUGUUGAAUUAUACUUAGUAAUUAUGAUUCCUAGCAGAUAUAAAUCAAACACGGAUACAUGUACAACUGGAGACUUCUCGUCUUUACGAUAUGUAGGCAAAGACUCCACACAAAAAAAUUGUUUACAAAACAAACGAGAAAUUUUAGUGUUUUACUUUCAUGGUUUUUGCUAAAUGAUUUACCACCAAGCUACAAAUGAGAUGUUAUAAUUG